CCACGCUCCCCUGCGCAGUGACACGUUGACACGUGCCCUGAAGGGGUGACGGAGAGAGAGAGAUCGACGCGGACGGCCGUGCUCCUUCGCUAACUCGCCACGCUAGCAAAGCGGAGGGCCAGGCGGGAAGGUGAGCUGAAGUUCUGACCCAGGGAAAAAGAAGAAAGAGGCGGACAGAGAGAGAGAGAGAUGGACGGAGGAAGAGGGGAGGACAUGGAUCAACGCUCGAGGGACGGCGUGGCUGCCAUGGCGCGCUGCUACCAGGACUUCGACCCCAAAGCGUACCUGCAGUACAACUACACGCCCCCGCGCGCGGACUUCACCCGCUCCGACAGCAUCGUGCCCUGGAAGCUGGGCUGCCUGCACAGGGCUUUCACUGAAGGCGACGUUGGCGGGGAGACUCUGGUGGACGUGGGGUCGGGUCCCACCCUGUACCAGGUCCUGAGCGGCUGCGAGCUCUUCGGCCGCGUGGUGCUGACCGACUUCCUGGAGGUGAACCGCAGGGAGCUGAGGCGCUGGCUCCGGGACGAGGAGGGCAGUUUCGACUGGACCCCCUACCUGAAGCACGUCUGCAAGCUGGAGGGACGCGGUCCCACGGCUUGGCGGGAGAAGGCUGCGCGGCUGCGCUCGGUGGUGACAGAGAUCCUGCCCAUCGACGUGCACCGGCCGUCCCCCCUGCCGCCCGGCUCCCUGCCGCCCCCCGGGGCCGACUGCCUGGUGUCCUCCUUCUGCCUGGAGAGCGUGAGCCCGGACCUGGCCUCCUUCCGCCGGGCCCUGGGCCACCUGUCGGCCCUGCUCAAGCCCGGGGGCCACCUCCUGCUCAUCGGGGCCCUCGGGGAGAGCUACUACAUGGCGGGGCCCGGGGUCCGCAUACCCGUGGUGCCGCUGGACGAGGCGCAGGUGUGCUCCGGUCUCCGGGACAACGGCUACGCCCUGGCCCACCUCAGCACCUACACCCUGCCCCCGGACAUGAGGGUGGGCGUGGACGACGUCAGCGGCAUCUUCUUCGCCAAGGCCAAGAAAAUGGUGUGACGAGGAGCGGGGGAGCAGGGCGAGGGAGGGGAGAGAGGGGUAGAGAGAGAGAGAG
Messenger RNA from Anguilla anguilla (European eel), 1087 nucleotides. RefSeq names its product phenylethanolamine N-methyltransferase. Bases 190 to 1032 code for a protein of 280 amino acids. Gene Ontology annotation, cellular component: cytosol. Gene Ontology annotation, molecular function: phenylethanolamine N-methyltransferase activity. The record is from RefSeq and is a predicted model, not a curated record. Lineage: Eukaryota; Metazoa; Chordata; Actinopteri; Anguilliformes; Anguillidae. The transcript has 3 exons.